Molecule: messenger RNA, 1649 nt
Organism: Liolophura sinensis
Lineage: Eukaryota; Metazoa; Mollusca; Polyplacophora; Chitonida; Chitonidae
Product: regucalcin-like
Exons: 6
Coding region: 253-1155 (300 amino acids)
Biological process (GO): L-ascorbic acid biosynthetic process
Molecular function (GO): gluconolactonase activity; calcium ion binding; enzyme regulator activity
Source: RefSeq, a predicted model, not a curated record
GUACCUUUCAUGCGUGAUUUGCUCCAUCCUCGUGCCGCGGGCUGCGGGGCGAGAUGUACCUAUUUGGCUUCCAUAACAGACAACAAGCCGCCGCUCUUAGGGUGCUUCGACAUGUGGCAGGGAUUGUUGGCCGUAUUUUGCCGAUGAUUACCAAUCCCGCAGCGAAGACAAGUGACACUGCACGUGGCGGAACUUGCCGGCCUAAAAAUAGGUUUGGAAGUUUAAUAAAGCAAUCACAGGAGAGUGUGCGAAAUGGAUGUCUCCGUGGUGCUCAAGAACGUUGCCAUGACGACUGGGGAGGGUCCACAUUGGGAUGACAGGUGUCAUUCACUGUAUCAUGUGGACAUUAACUGUGGCGAUGUUCAUAAAUGGGACUCCAUCACUGGGGAGGACACAAAGGUACAUAUUGAUGGAAAUGUCGGAUUUGUGAUACCUCGGAAAUCUGGCGGUCUGAUCGUUGGUCAGAAUUUGUCAAUUUGUCACCUUGACUGGGACUCAAAGGCUAUCAAGGUGAUAGCAGAGGACAAGGAAUCGAAGGCGUUCCGGAUUAACGAUGCUAAAUGUGACGUCACUGGGCGACUGUGGGCAGGCAGUAUGCAGAAGACACGUCGUCCCCUGGAGGAGACCCCACAGCGCUGUGCUGCCCUCUACUCCCUAGAAACAGACGGACGGCUGGUGAAGCGAUUGACUGACGUCAGUCUGUCUAACGGACUCACCUGGAGCCCAGAUAACGCCAUCUUUUAUUACAUUGAUUCAAUUCCGAGAAAAAUCUACGCUUUCGAUUUCGACCCACAAACCGGUGAUAUUAGCAAUCAGCGGGAAGUGAGGGACGGAACUGACGGCUCUCUGGGCUUACCGGACGGGAUGACAAUAGACACGGAGGGAAAACUCUGGGUGGUGUGUUACGGGGAGGGUAAACUGGUCCGUAUAGACCCAGAAACAGGCAAAACUAUCCUAGACGUGCUCAUCCCCAAUGCCAAAAUGGUGACGUCAUGCUGCUUUGGUGGAAAGGAAAUGAAUGAACUGUUUGUUACCUCAAAACGCUACGGUCUCUCUGACGAUGAGUUUCAGUCAGAGCAGCCAUUGGCUGGAUCAGUGUUUAAGGUCAGGGGUCAAGGCAUCAAAGGCCUUCCAGCUUACAUGUACGAAGGAUAAAAUGGAUGACUGGUAUAAAGGUGUCUCAGACUAUUGUGUCAAGACAGACUUUGCAAAGAAUAACAAUGUCAUUGUUGGUGGCUGUGCUGAGUUCAGAUUCUAAUACUUCUACUAUUUUAAUAAUUAAUAUUCAACCGAAGUCUUUGGCUCGUCGCCGUCCUUUGACCAGUGAAGUCUCGGGUUUGUUAAGUCAGGAGGUUAGACAUGUCAUUACUCGGCAAAGACCCGUAGUUUUUCUCUGGAAACGCCUUCACCCAUCAAAAUGAAUUCGUUGUAUACGUGAAAAAUUCUUGAGCACGGUGUUCAACAUCAAUAAAAUAAAUAAGGUUACCAUCUGCUCUAUGUAAUAUAUAGGGUUAAGACCGACCUUUCCCACGAGUGACUUUUUUGUUGUCACCUAUCAAUGUCAGUAAACCAGAAAAUGCCACGAUCGUUUACUGACUCUGAAAUUAUUAACCAGGCUGUUACAUAUGAGGCUAAAUACAUACAGCAAC